Messenger RNA from Trichoderma asperellum CBS 433.97, 1448 nucleotides. RefSeq lists its product as uncharacterized. Gene Ontology annotation, molecular function: pyridoxal phosphate binding; molybdenum ion binding; catalytic activity. Lineage: Eukaryota; Fungi; Ascomycota; Sordariomycetes; Hypocreales; Hypocreaceae. The record is from RefSeq and is a predicted model, not a curated record.
CGUCACCGUAAAUUCCAGCUCUCUUUGCUGUUGCUCUCGUUUCUAUUCGGGACUGGCGAGACUUUUUCGCCGCUUUUUUCUCUCAUUCACCUCACCUGCGCUCAUUCUCUUGGCGUGUAUUCUCUCUGACGACUCCCAAGUAGCACUGCCAUCAUCUUCGGUGGGCGGAGACAACGCGCAAAACAGCAGCGAAUGGUGACGGCCUCGACGCUACCCCCAAAUGGUGAUGAUGAGACCGAGCACCGAGUGAUGCUGAGCGCAAAACUGGAUGAGGCAACUCUGCCCGGCGACAAGCAGGCAGCACAAUGAAGAUCCAAAGGCUAUUUAUCUAUCCUGUCAAAUCGCUCCUACCUAUUGAGGUGCAAAUUGCAGAGAUUACGAGUGAAGGAUUUCGAUUUGACCGACAGUACAUCCUAGUCAGGGAUCCUCGAUGCCACCCAACUGUCAGGCCUCAUCUGGCCGAGCACUUGACCAUCAAGCGGGUGUAUAAACUGGCGCUCUUCCAGCCGUCAAUAAACGAUGAUUGGUCGGAGCUGACUAUCAAGCACACGCUUGCUCAACCAGAAUCAUCCAUUACUCUCCCGCUCACACCAUCACCACUGUCAUGCCUGGACGCGCAGACGUAUCAGGUGAGCAUUUUCGGCACCGAGGCCUCAUGCGUUGACAUGGGAGAUGGCCCGGCAGAAUUCUUCAGCAAGCACCUCGACAUACCCACGAGAUUACUAUUCAUCUCCGGCUCAGGCAGUCGAGAAAUCCCAGGAGCCGCUUAUAUACCCAAACACCGACUGCCGCUCACAAUCCGGGCCGCCGGCGAGCAUUUCCAGCCCCAGCGGAUCCGCUUCGCCGAUGCGGCCCCAUUCCUAGUCACAUCAACGGCGUCUGAAGAAAACGUCCGAGCUCGGUUACCAAAAGAAGACCAGCGAGAGGACGUUCUGAUCCGCUUCCGUACCAACAUUCACGUCGAUGUGGGAUCCACCGCCGCGUUCGACGAGGACUCUUGGAGAGAGCUUACUGUGUUUUCAGAAGACUCGACUACGCCAAAGGCGGUAGUUCGCUGUGUCUUCAAAGCCCCUCGCUGCUUGAGUGUGAACGUGGACAUUGAGAGUGGGGGUGGAUCUCCACGGAAUAGACAGGUCUACGGCUUGAUAGCUAAAGAUAGGCGUAUUAACACGGCCUAUCCCCUCAAACCAGUCUUUGGGAAUUGGUCUUUUGCCGGCCCAAAUGGAGCACUACUGAGAGUCGGUGAUGAAGUUCGUGUUACGGAGAGGGGGCUAAGCGACAGGUUGACUCAACAGGUAAAUGCGGCAUGAAAUACAAGCUUAUUCUUGAUACAAUUGGUAUACCGAGGUCGUUUCGGAUCUAGGGAAGAAAAGACCGUGGGCAGUUGAGAUGUAUAAUAGCUAAAGAUACGGCGGCGGUAUCAUAAUUGAGUGUAUAUAUGAACGGCU